GUUGGAGAUGAUUGUCGGCAAGAUGUUCUUGCUUUACAAGUCAUUUCACUUUUGAAAGAUAUAUUUGAAGCUGUUGGGCUUAAUUUAUAUUUAUAUCCAUAUGGAGUUCUCCCAACUGGCCCAGAAAGAGGAAUAAUUGAGGUUGUACCCAACUCACGGAGCAGAAGUCAGAUGGGUGAGAUGACUGAUGGUGGUCUAUAUGAAAUUUUCCAACAAGACUUUGGGCCUGUUGGCUCUCCCGGUUUUGAAGCUGCUCGUGAGAACUUCAUCAUUAGCAGUGCAGGUUAUGCAGUUGCCAGCGUGUUGCUUCAACCUAAGGAUAGACACAAUGGGAACCUUCUGAUUGACAGUGCUGGUAGGCUUGUCCACAUUGAUUUUGGUUUUAUCCUGGAAAUUUCUCCCGGUAGAAAUAUGCGAUUUGAAAGUGCUCACUUCAAGCUUAGUCAUGAGAUGACCCAAUUAAUUGACCCAUCUGGAGCAAUGAAAAGUGAGACAUGGUACCAAUUUGUAAGCUUGUGUGCCAAGGGUUACCUUGCUGCACGUCGCUAUAUGGAUGGGAUAAUCAAUACAGUUUCGAUGAUGGUAGAUAGCGGAUUGCCUUGCUUUAGUAGGGGUGACCCCAUAGGAAAUCUUCGGAAGAGAUUUCAUCCCGAGAUGAGUGAACGUGAAGCAGCCAAUUACAUGAUUCGUGCAUGUAGUGAUGCGUACAACAAGUGGACAACUGCUGGGUAUGAUUUGAUUCAAUAUAUGCAGCAGGGUAUCGAAAAAUGAGGGGGAGUGCUUUAGCAUUUCACAGAAGUGUAUAUUCUGGUCACUUGUGAUUAUAUGGAAAAGGAAAUGUCUUCAUCACAUUGGUGUAAUUCUUUUUAAAGGGGUAGCCACGUGAAGAUGCAAAGUGAUUCUUUAGUAAAAUUGAAUGAAGAAAUGCAGUGAUGAGUUGCUUGUGAAAAUUUUGUAUUUACUGUUUAUACACUAAUAUGGCGUGUAAAAGCUAACUGUAUAUAAUUAGUUCAGCCUUGAGCAUGGGUUGGUAAUUGUGAAAAGUGGUGAUAACUACUACUUUAAUUAGUUAAAUUACAUAUGUGAAA
Messenger RNA from Nicotiana tabacum (common tobacco), 1088 nucleotides. Lineage: Eukaryota; Viridiplantae; Streptophyta; Magnoliopsida; Solanales; Solanaceae. The record is from RefSeq and is a predicted model, not a curated record.